UUUUUGGCGGCGAGGGCUGGCGACAUCCGAUUCUGGCAAUUGGAGAGCGUGCGUCGCUGCAGGUUGACUGGCAAGGUUCUCAACUCGGCACUGGGAGAUGGACCAGAGGUGACCAUGAAGACGGAUUUCAAGUUCUCCAAUCUGCUGGGAACAGUCUACUGCCAGGGCAAUCUGCUGUUCAGCCCUGACGGGACGCACCUUUAUUCGCCCGUCGGCAACCGAGUCACCGUCUUCAACCUCGUCGAAAACAAAUCUUACACCCUCCCCUUCGCCCACCGGAAGAACAUCGCGCGCAUCGGCCUGACCCCGCAGGGCAACCUCCUCCUCUCGAUCGACGAAGAUGGCCAGGCCGUGCUGACCCACGUCCCGCGCCGCGUCGUGCUCUACCACUUUUCCUUCAAGUCGCGGGUGACGGCCCUGUCCUUCUCGCCCUCCGGACGCCAUUUCGCGGUUGGGCUGGGCAGGAAGAUCGAGGUCUGGCACGUUCCGUCGACCCCGGACUCCAACGCCGAGGGCGACCUCGAAUUUGCGCCCUUCGUGCGCCACCACGCACACACGCAGCACUUUGACGAUGUCCGGCAUAUCGAGUGGUCGAGCGACUCGAGGUUCUUCCUCAGCGCGUCGAAGGACCUCACCGCGAGGAUAUGGAGCUUGAAUGAGGAGGAGGGUUUCACGCCCACAGUCCUGUCAGGUCAUAGGCAGGGCGUAGUGGGCGCGUGGUUCUCCAAGGACCAAGAAACAAUAUAUACCGUCAGCAAGGAUGGCGCCGUGUUCGACUGGCAGUACACCACGAAGCCGGGCCAGGGUGAGGACGAGAUGGUAGACGAGUCGGAUAUGCAGUGGCGGAUCGUCAACCGACACUACUUCAUGCAGAACGCGGCAACCCUCCGAUGCGCCGCCUUCCACGCCGACUCGAACCUGCUUGUCGCCGGAUUUUCAAACGGCCUCUUUGGACUAUACGAGAUGCCCGAUUUUAACAUGAUCCACACGCUCAGCAUCUCGCAGAACGAGAUCGAUUUCGUGACGAUCAACAAGAGCGGGGAGUGGCUGGCUUUCGGCGCGUCCAAGUUGGGCCAGCUCCUCGUGUGGGAGUGGCAGUCCGAGUCGUACAUCUUGAAGCAGCAGGGGCAUUUCGACUCGAUGAACGCACUGGUCUAUUCGCCCGAUGGUCAGCGCAUUGUCACCACGGCAGACGACGGCAAGGUCAAGGUCUGGGACAUCGAGUCGGGCUUCUGCAUAGUAACGUUUACAGAGCACACGAGCGGCGUGACGGCCUGCGAGUUUGCGAAGAAGGGCAACGUGCUCUUCACCGCGAGUCUGGACGGGUCCGUCAGAGCAUGGGAUCUGAUCCGGUACAGGAACUUCAGGACCUUCACCGCUCCCGAGAGGCUGUCCUUCUCGUGCAUGGCGGUCGAUCCCAGCGGCGAGGUUGUCGCUGCGGGCUCCGUCGAUUCCUUCGACAUCCACAUCUGGUCCGUCCAGACCGGCCAGCUGCUCGACCGAUUGUCCGGCCACGAAGGACCCGUGUCGUCUCUUGCCUUCGCCCCGAACGGCGGCCUGCUCGUCAGCGGCAGUUGGGACAGGACGGCGAGGAUAUGGUCCAUUUUCAGCAGGACGCAGACCAGCGAGCCGCUGCAGCUGCAGUCGGACGUCUUGGACAUUGCGUUCAGGCCCGACUCGCUCCAAAUCGCCAUCUCCACGCUGGACGGGCAGCUGUCGUUCUGGUCCGUCUCGGAGGCCCAGCAGAUCUCCGGCGUCGACGGACGUCGUGAUGUCUCUGGAGGCCGCAGGAUCACGGACCGCAGGACGGCCGCAAACGUGGCGGGGACCAAGAGCUUCAACACCAUCCGCUACAGCAUGGAUGGGUCUUGUCUGCUGGCCGGCGGGAACAGCAAGUACAUCUGCCUGUACUCCGUCACCACCAUGGUGCUGCUCAAGAAGUUCACCGUGAGCGUCAACCUGUCGCUGUCGGGCACCCAAGAGUUCCUGAACAGCAAGCUCCUCACCGAGGCGGGGCCCGCCGGGCUGCUUGACGAGCAAGGCGAGGCCUCGGACUUCGAAGACCGGAUCGACAGGUCCCUGCCCGGCUCCAAACGCGGCGACCCGUCGGCGAGGAGGAAGAUGCCGGAAGUGAGAGUAACCGGGGUGGCGUUCUCGCCGAGCGGCUCGUCCUUCUGCGCGGCGUCCACGGAAGGCCUGUUGAUCUAUAGCCUCGACAGCACAGUCCAGUUCGACCCGUUCGACCUGAACAUGGAGAUCACGCCCGCGUCGACGCUCGCCGUGCUCCAGCAGGAGAAGGACUACCUCAAGGCUCUCGUCAUGGCCUUCCGCCUGAACGAGGCCGGCCUCAUCCAGCGCGUGUUCCAGGCCGUCCCCUACCCGGACAUCGGCCUGGUUGUGGAGCACUUCCCGACCGUGUACGUGGCGCGGCUGCUGCGGUACGUGGCCGCGCAGACGGAGCAGUCGCCGCACGUCGAGUUCUGUCUGCUCUGGAUCAAGGCCCUGGUGGACAAGCACGGCGCGUGGCUGACGGCCAACCGGGGCAAGGUGGAUGUGGAGCUGCGGGUUGUAGCACGCGCGAUUGCUAAGAUGAGGGACGAGAUCCGGCGACUUGCGGAUGAGAACGCGUACAUGGUGGAUUACCUGCUCGGCCAGGCCAACAGCGCGGCGGACGGGCCGAGAAGUUUGGAGACGGACGGCGCGGAGGAGCUUGGGUUAAAAGCUCUGCCGUCGUCGAAGAAGGAGGUAACGAUACACGACAUCAUGGCUGAAGACGCUGCGGAGAGCGAGGAGGAAUGGAUCGGGCUAGAAUAGGUAGGCAUAAAAAGGAAGGCGUUAGGAAUAACAACUACAGGACUGCUACACAAGCUAUCGUUUGCUAUCAUCCACAGUGCAGUUCGGACGGACUCUCUGCCAGAUAUGUUCACGCAUUCUGCUCGACUCGUCCCAUUUCAAAUGUCCGGGAAAUCCUGCCGCAGUCAGCUUGUCAUCACUGAUUCCUCAGGGGCGUCGGCGCAGACCUACCUUCCACGCGCUGUCAAACCCACCACCGCGCACCCAAUGCGGCCCGGGCGCCUCAACCGAGUCGACGAUCAGAUGGGCCACUUUCUUCCACAUAUCGUCACCCCUG
Molecule: messenger RNA, 3130 nt
Organism: Thermothielavioides terrestris NRRL 8126
Lineage: Eukaryota; Fungi; Ascomycota; Sordariomycetes; Sordariales; Chaetomiaceae
Exons: 2
Coding region: 115-2814 (899 amino acids)
Biological process (GO): ribosomal small subunit assembly; maturation of SSU-rRNA from tricistronic rRNA transcript (SSU-rRNA, 5.8S rRNA, LSU-rRNA)
Cellular component (GO): Pwp2p-containing subcomplex of 90S preribosome; small-subunit processome
Molecular function (GO): protein binding
Source: RefSeq, a predicted model, not a curated record